Molecule: messenger RNA, 1044 nt
Organism: Fusarium poae
Lineage: Eukaryota; Fungi; Ascomycota; Sordariomycetes; Hypocreales; Nectriaceae
Exons: 1
Coding region: 1-1044 (347 amino acids)
Biological process (GO): nucleoside metabolic process
Molecular function (GO): catalytic activity
Source: RefSeq, a predicted model, not a curated record
AUGUCGCCCAAGCCUGGUGUCGAACGUAGCGAUGUUGAAAUUGCUAUUAUUUGUGCCUUGCCCAUCGAAGCCCGUGCAAUCCAAACGUUGAUGGAGAACACCUCAAAGGACACUGUGAGCAAUACAGAUCGCUCUGAAGCGACCAAGACACAGCCCGAUGAAAACGCAUACACCCUUGGAGAAAUGGGUGGGCACCCCAUUGUUCUUGUGCAUAUGCCGAGCGUUGGAAAAGUCUCUGCAACUUUCGUCUCGACGCACCUCAAGCACACCUACACUGCCAUCAAGUUGGCACUUCAAGUGGGAAUCUGUGGAGGAGUACCAAAAGACCGUGAAGAGGUGAAGAGAAGACUGGGCGACGUUGUAAUUGGCACAGGCGUCGUUCAAUUCGAUCUCGGCCGACAGCACCCGGACAGAUUUGAGCAGUCAGAGCAUAGUCAAAAGUUGAUUGGUAAGCCAAGUGUCGAAAUACAAGCAUUCAUUAAGAAGCUGCAGUCUUCAAAAGAAAAUCUGGAGCAAAUAAUGCAAAAGACUCUGGCGGCAAACAUUACAUCUGGGUUCCGUUUGAUGGAUUGUCUCUACGACGCCACGUAUUGGCACAUGCACCGCAACACCGAGUGCUGUACACAGGAUCACAAGGUUUGCGAUGAAGCAAAGCGCUCAACCUGCGAUUCGCUUCACUGCGAAGACUUCCAGCUGUUUGAGAAACGAACUGAACUGAAACCCGUCAUCCAUUUUGGACCAGUUGGGUCUGGAGACAUGGUCAUGCAAUGCAGAACUCACAGGGAUACUCUCGCCAAGGAGAAGGGUAUCAUCGCCUUCGAUAUGGAGGGAGUAGGUACAUCAAUGCAUCAGGCCUGUCUUUUCGUGAAAGGCAUUUCCGACUAUGCGGAUAGUCACAAGAACAAGGAUUGGCAAGAGCAUGCCUCUUUGGCUGCUGCAGCUUGCGCAAAAGCCAUCAUUGGGCAGUGGCAUUUAUCAGACAAAUCAGAACUGAAAUCACAGGUUUGUUCCGAAAUUCCACUUGAUCUUUCAAUCGCCUGCUGA